Molecule: messenger RNA, 4113 nt
Organism: Leptopilina boulardi
Lineage: Eukaryota; Metazoa; Arthropoda; Insecta; Hymenoptera; Figitidae
Product: histone lysine demethylase PHF8-like
Exons: 12
Coding region: 82-2829 (915 amino acids)
Biological process (GO): protein demethylation; regulation of transcription by RNA polymerase II
Molecular function (GO): histone demethylase activity; transcription coregulator activity
Source: RefSeq, a predicted model, not a curated record
AUAUUUAUAGCAUUUUUGUUGUAAGCAGAUUACCAUCAGUGGUGGUUUAAUUUUAAAUAAAAAACAAUUUAACAAUUUAAAAUGGAAUUACCAAUAACAUACUGCUUGUGCGGUCAACCUUUUGAUGAUGAACAAUUUAUGAUACAAUGUGAUGUCUGCAGAGAUUGGUAUCAUGGAACGUGUGUUAAUGUACGAGAAUAUAUGACAAUAGACCUUGACAAAUUUCAUUGUCCACGAUGUGAAGCAACUAGUGGACCAUCUAUAAUGAAAACCAGGACAAAUUGGCAUCGUCAUAAUUAUUUAGAAGUAAAUGCUGAAACAAAACCCGUGCAAACUGGAACUCCAGUUUUUAUCAGAGAAUUAAAAUCGAGGCAUUUUGCAAAAGCAGAUGAAGUUGUAAAAUACGUAAGAGGUCAACAAUUAACAAUACAAUAUUUACAAAAUAAUAAUUUUGACACGCCUAUCAUUGUUGAUGGAAAAGAAGGUCUGGAAAUGAUUGUGCCACCGUCCAAUUUUAGUGUUUACGAUGUCGAGAGUUAUAUUGGCGGAGAUCGAGAAAUGGAUGUUAUUGAUGUUGCCAGACAAAAUAAUAUACGAAUGAAACUAAGAGAAUUUGUUGAAUAUUAUAAUGCAUCUGUUCGUACAAGAAUUUUAAAUGUUAUAAGUCUUGAAUUCACAAAUACUGGUCUUGCACCAUUAGUGGAAGCACCAUAUAUUGCACGUAAACUUGAUUGGGUUAAUACAGUUUGGCCACGAGAUUGGCCCGAGGACAGUGAAAUGAAACGUCCAGAAGUACAAAAAUAUUGCCUAAUGGGCGUAAAGGAUAGCUUUACAGAUUUUCAUAUUGAUUUUGGUGGCACAUCUGUAUGGUAUCAUAUUUUACGUGGUGAAAAAAUAUUUUAUCUCAUCAGACCAACACCCACUAAUUUACAAUUAUAUCAACAUUGGAUGUGUAGUUCAACACAAAGUGAAACUUUUUUCGGUGAUCAAGCUGAUGCAUGUUACAAAUGUACUCUAAAACAAGGACAAACAAUGUUAAUACCAACAGGAUGGAUUCAUGCAGUUUUAACACCAGUUGAUUCUCUUGUUUUUGGAGGAAAUUUCGUUCAUAGUCUUAACAUUCCUAUGCAAAUACAAAUUUAUGAAAUAGAGAAAAAAAUGAAAACACCGUAUAAAUUCCAAUAUCCUGGUUUUGAGACAGUCAACUGGUUUGCUGCUAAAAAAUUAUUGAAAGAAUUAAAGGAAUUGAAUCAUGAAGGUAAAAAAUGUCCUGCCUACUUUUUACAAGGAAUUAAGGCUUUAUUAAGUAUACUCAAACAAUGGAAUACCGAUAAAGAUUACAAUAUGGCAAGUCGCAGUCAAAUACCAGCAAUUAUAAAUAGUGUAAAAUUACUGAAAGAUAUCAGUAAAGAAAUUCGACAUGCAGAACGUUAUUUAAUAUCGUUAAAUCCACCGAAACCAGAACGUGAAAGUAAACGAAAAAAGAAAAAACCAUUGAAUAAAGAUUUUGUUGACUUUGAAAGUGCAGAUCGCAUGAAAAAUAGUCCAUUCACUGCAACAGUUAAUAAUGAAGCAAAUAAAACUGAUACUGUUAUUAAUGAAACACGAACAAAUUGUAGGCCUCCUAUAAAAAUGACUUUACCUAAACCACUUCCUGCCUUUUCGUUUGUUAAGGAAAAUGCAAAUUCUCAAGCAAAAACAACUGAUAUGACAUUUACUAAAAAACGGGCAUCAAAACCCGGCAAACAAAGUCCAAAAGUUAUUAGAUUUAAAUUAGGUGAUAAGGAAAUGGUUCGAAGUACAAAUGACAAUAUUAAUAUUUAUGGAAAUUUUGCAAUAGAUAGUACAGUUGAAACGCCUAAGAAAUUAACGUGGAAACAAACAUCGGUUUAUGAUUUUCACGAUGGUAGUAAUGAAAGUGAUGUGGAAAAAUUCACCAUCGACGAAGAGCCAAAGCGAAAGAAAGUUACGAAAACACCACAAAAAAGAGUUAAGCGUUUAUGUACACAAGAUAAUAAUAUUCCUAAUGAAACAAUUCCAAAGAAUGGCAUUGAAGAACUUUUAAAAGCAUCCGCUUAUACAUUGGGAACAACAAGUCAACGAUUGGACGUUAAUCCUUCUGUGUCCAAUUCCUAUUUCGAACAACCGGCCGCAACACCAAAUAUGGGUUCUGGCAGGGCAUCUCCAUCGACGCAGGAUGCUAUUGCCGGAAUGCUGUCAAUUAGCGGUCAAUGUUAUUCUUCAACGUCGAAGAAACCAACGAAAACGCAAAAAGCAAUAAAACCGGCUCGAGCAAUAAUUGACGAUGAUGAUCUUUUACUUGAAAAUAUUGACAAAGUCCAUCAGGACGACGAUUUUAUUUAUCCGGCAUUAGACGUAUCGGAUGACGAGGAAUUUGUUUUUAAAUCAAAAGGCAAAAGAGAGGAGGAUGAAGCAUGGAAUCCAAAAGCAAGAGUUGGACCACUUUUACCAAAAACUAAUCGUCCCGCACGUGAAGGUGCUAAAAAAACAUCAGUGGAAAAAGGAUUGGAAGCCGCAGCUGCUAAACGAGCGAAGCAACCGUCUACGUCGAAAAGAACGUACAAUAAAAAGAAGCAAAAAGAUAUAUCUAUUGCAUCAGCUGCGACAAGUUCUGUAAUAUCAAGGGAAAGUACACCUAAAGCAAGUACCACUACUUAUACUUCAAUUUUAUCCAGUCCAAAUAGACUAAGAGAUGUUAAGGCAAAACUUGCUGCUCCCGUUCCAGUUGAGCGAAAACCGAAAAAGGGUAUGAAAACGGCCAAACAGCGUUUGGGAAAAAUUUUAAAAAUUCAUAAAAUGAUACAUUAAAACCAUGAGAAACAAAUUUUGAAUAAUUUUCAUUUAUAUUCAUAAUCACUUUGGUAGUUCCGAACUGCUAUAUGUAAAUAGAGCGAAUAUUUUUUUAAUUUGAAAAUAUUUUUUUUCAAGAGAAUAUCUUUUCAAGUACAAUAUAUUUACUUAGGUAGUUUAUUGUUUUAAUUUUGUAUUGUUUAAUUUUUUUUUUUUUUUUUUAAUGUAUAAACGAAACUUCCGAGCACAGUAUUCUGAACAAAGUAUAUAGAAAUAAUAAUACAACGAUUGGUUAAGGUUUAAAAACCUUAGACAUUUUAUAUAUUCUUUCUAGUUGUAAAUAUGAUAAUUCCGAAAGAGAAAAAAAAGUUAUGUUGACAAUCAACCUCUGAAUAUAUUCCUAAAGGACAAAAUCUUUAUUUAUUUACUGAGGUUCUAAAAUAAAAUAAUUUUCUUAAAUUUUUAAUUGGUAUUUUUACAUACCAUAUACUUAUAAAAAUUAGGCAAUAAAUAUAGAGUAUUUAAAAAUUUACAUUAAACUUAAAACAAGUAGGAAUUUGUUGUCAAACAACAAAUUGAUAAAUAUAAUAUAAAUAAAAUUUAUAUAAAAAAAAAAAAUGUUAUUGACAAGUUUUAACUCUUGCAAUAAAAUUCAAUUUAUUUAAAAGUCUGAAUAUUCGAAAUAAAUGUAACUACAUAUAGAGAUUGUAUAAUAAUUCGUACAAUAUACAAAACUGUAGAACAACUUAAUGAAUAGGCUUAAGAGAGGCUGUAUUUGUUUAAUCAUAUACUUUUCUUAAAUUUACCUUUCUGAAUGCAAAGCGCAGAUUGUAUAUGAAAGGUAAAUUAUUAACUUUAAAAGGUGUUAUAAUUAUGUAUACAUAUAUAUAUAUUCAUACAAAAAAGCAUUUGUGAAUAAUAUAAUCUAUUUUUAAAGUCAUAAAAUUACAUAUAUACUCUAUAUUAAUUUCAAUAAUAUUAUUAACAGAAUGUAUGUUGUUCUAUAAUUUUAUUGCUUCAGUAUUGAUUGUUGAAUUUUUAAUACACAUAAUUAUUAACAUUAACCUGACAAAAUAUGCGACCAUAAAUGCUGUGAAAAAAGACUUUUUUACUAUAUACCAGGCGGUAAACUAACAAUUUUUUAAUUUUGACAAAAUGCAAUUUAUUUGUUCUUAUAUAGUUAAUUAAUAUUAGAUAUUAAGCAUAACUAGCGUAACUCAAUCCAACUCAUUUAUAGUACUUGUAUUUCAUAAAAGUUAUGGGAAAACCUUCGAAAUUAAAAUAUGUUUUUGCACUCACAUA